Lates calcarifer (barramundi perch) is the source of this 1874-nucleotide messenger RNA. It is a transcript of the gene pax4, whose product is annotated as paired box 4. Gene Ontology annotation, molecular function: RNA polymerase II cis-regulatory region sequence-specific DNA binding; DNA-binding transcription factor activity, RNA polymerase II-specific. The coding region runs from base 89 to 1351 and encodes 420 amino acids. The record is from RefSeq and is a predicted model, not a curated record. The transcript has 10 exons. Gene Ontology annotation, biological process: regulation of transcription by RNA polymerase II; anatomical structure development. Lineage: Eukaryota; Metazoa; Chordata; Actinopteri; Centropomidae.
GUGUGUGUUGGACAUUUUUCACACAGCGAGUCUGAGGUCGUUUCUUAUUGGGAACGUUUUUGUAUUAUCGUCGAGGCUGGGGAGAAAGAUGUGCGGAAUAAACACUGAGCUGCAACACAAAGGUGGUGGAAGUGUCAACCAACUAGGAGGGCUGUUUCUCAACGGCAGACCUCUGCCAGAAUCCAAGAGGAGGAAAAUGAUAGAACUGGCCUCGGAAGGGGUCCGUCCAAGUCAGAUAUCCAGGAUACUUCGGGUGUCCAACGGGUGUGUCAGUAAGAUCCUGAGCCGUUACCGCCGCACGGGACUCCUAGAGCCCAAGACCAUUGGAGGGAGCCGGCCUCGGCUUCUCACCCCCGGUGUCAUCUCCACUAUUAUCCAGUGCAAGAGGGAAAACCCGACUAUUUUCGCUUGGGAGAUUCGACAACGGCUGGCAACAGCGCGAUUAUGCAAAGUCUCAAAAGUUCCCAGUGUGUCAUCUAUAAAUCGAAUUUUAAGAAAGAUCCACUUGGACCUCGGGCCCAUGUGCAUGGAGAUCAAUGCGCACAUCAGAACUGAACAGGAUGUUGAGUCUUUGAUUCAACAAGAAAUGAGUCAGAAAGAGAUGCUUGAGACAGCGUGCAGCAGUGAUCAGAAACCUAAAGGUGUCCAGCACAGAAACCGCACCACCUUCACCCCAGAGCAGAGCAGAGCACUCGAGCAAGAAUUCUCCCACAGCCAGUAUGCAGACAUGUACAUAAGAGAGAAACUGUCCGCCAAAAUCAAACUUCCUGAGGACACCAUUAAGGUCUGGUUUUCAAACAGACGGGCUAGAUGGAGGAGAGAAGUCAAACAGAGGAGUAGCACACAAAGUGCACAGUCUGCAGACCUUCAAAAGCAAAGAGAUUCAUUUGCCAUGAUUCCAGUAGGGCCGCACAGCUUCACAUCUCAGCAGGCAACAGGAGUCUCAGCGGUCUACUGUCAAAACGCAGAUGCCUUCUCUUCGUACAACACAUCUGCCAGGGGAUUGCAAAAUGACUGCGUUUUCCCAACAGAAACAGGUAUUAGAAAUUCUGAAUGUCUGGCAUCUGUCUCAGUUUCGCCUGCACACCUCCACCAAUCAAGCAACAUGAUGAUCCAAAGUGUAGACAGGACUCCACUGGCCCUCCACAAUGAUGGAUUCACUUUCCCACUGGUUCACCAUCCCACAGAUGUGAGGACAUCCCUCUCUUUGACAACUGAGACAACAAGAACAGACUGUCCAGUGACUCAGUGCUGGAACCAGCAGGGAAUUUCUUUCACUUGGAGCCAGUUUCAGACAGAUGAGAGGUUUCUGUUUUCUUCCCAGCAGCUCUGGGAUGUGAACCCACACUAGAACCUGGACUAAAUGUGUGACAACAUUUCUGACAUUAGUGAGUAUGUUACAUGUUCAGGGUUGAUAAUGUAGAGUUUUUUUCUUCUUACUCUUUGGGUGCUGCUCAAUGUCUGAGCUGAAGGGACACAUCCUGACCAGCAGAGGGCAACAAAGAACUGAAGUAACAGCCUUGCCCCUUAAACUCAUUAUUUAUUUAUUUAUUUAUCUUCAAAUGCACUGCCCCAUCACUCACUUUUCUGUACUCUUGAAAUGUCAUUAUUAAGGAGUUCAUAGAGGAAGUUCAUAUCUUAUGUUUUAUUCAGAAUAAAAGUCCUUGUUGUGAUCUUUCAUUGUUUACAUUAGGAAACCCAACAGAUCUUAAAUUAUUAGACUGACUUAUAAAGAAGACAAAGACAAUGCAGUUCUAUAAGUGCUGAAUAAAUCUGGACAGAUGAGUUGGUAAUUCAUUUUUUAGGGGUGAUGAUUGAUUUUACUGAUGUGAAUUUCCAGGAACUAAGGUGUUAUGUGCCAAGGUGUGACUGAG